Molecule: messenger RNA, 871 nt
Organism: Paramecium sonneborni
Lineage: Eukaryota; Ciliophora; Oligohymenophorea; Peniculida; Parameciidae
Source: the annotation of a GenBank genome assembly
AUGAACAAGUGGAACAAAUAAUAAAGUUAGAAUUUAUAAGAAAAACGAAUUCAACAUGUUAAAGCUUAAGUACUUUUGUCAAAUAAGAAGAAAUCAACUAAAAUUAAUGAAUCAAUAAACUUAAUGAAUUCAUCUAUUUCAGGAUUCACCAAUAAAGAAAAAGAAGAUAAAGAAUCUAUACCUCUAUACAAAUUGUUGAAAAUUUAUAAUUUAUAGUAAUAUGCCCAAUAAUUAAUAUAAGAGGAUAUGGAUAUGAUUUAAUUAAAUUUGCGAUGCUCUCAGAUAAUGUCAUCCACUAAAAAAAUGAUUAAAACUAUUUUGCAAACUCCUCUCAAUUAAUCUAAAUUUCGAAACACUAGUUCUACAAAAAAAAACGCUAAACUCAUAACUCAGUAAAAACAAAAAACUAGUCAAAAUUAAAGAAUAAUAGCUCUACAAUAGUUAUAAAAACAAUAACAAGUAAAAGUUAAUCAAUUAAAGCAAAUGAUAAUUACCAACAUAGGUUUUGAUUUUUUUUAAGAUGAGAGUGAUUCUGAAGAUGAAUUUAAUUACACAUUAAAUUAAAUUAUGGAAAAAUAUAAAGGUGACUCAUAAUUAAUAUGGUAAAUCAAUCUUAAAAAAACUAAUAAUUUUAUUUAAACUUCAACACUUUCAUUAUUAUCUGACAGUAGUAGAGCACAUACAAAAAUUAAAGCCAAAGAUGAUAUUAUUUUAGUUAGUAAAUUUCAUGAUGAUAAAAUUAUGACUGAAAUUAAAGAAAAUAAGUAUUACAACACUAUUAUUAUAAAGGUUGAUUCAAAAUUUAGAAAAAAAAUUAAAAAAGAAGAUGAAAAAUUAACAGAUUGGUAGAUGUCUUAAAUUAAACAUAUGA